Messenger RNA from Aspergillus alliaceus, 2084 nucleotides. Its product is annotated as asparagine--tRNA ligase DED81. The record is from RefSeq and is a predicted model, not a curated record. NCBI's taxonomy places the organism in Eukaryota, Fungi, Ascomycota, Eurotiomycetes, Eurotiales, Aspergillaceae. Gene Ontology annotation, cellular component: cytoplasm. Bases 162 to 1754 code for a protein of 530 amino acids. The transcript has 2 exons. Gene Ontology annotation, molecular function: asparagine-tRNA ligase activity; ATP binding; nucleic acid binding. Gene Ontology annotation, biological process: asparaginyl-tRNA aminoacylation.
AUUCCAGGCACUGUGCGACUCGGCGUCUUCACUUCUCACUCUAGGGGAACUGCUGCAUAGCCUUCGUUGGCUGGACUGAUUGGUUGUAUCGCAGCUCUUACCUUCAUUUCUUCUUUCGUUCUGGUCCACUGCACAGCGAGUCGAAUAGAUCGCCAGAGAUAAUGACUUCCAUCUACAUUGACGAGGAUGUCGGAAGGGACGACUCUACUGCGACCGGAUCUGAAUCCGCCCCCUACAAGACGCUUGUCCACGCUUUCCUGCAGCACGCCCCGAGCGAGGGCUUCCAAUAUCUGACGCGCAAAUCCCAGACCGAGCCCGCUGAGAAGGAUACUAACAAGCUGGAGUGGAAGCCGGCCACUAAGUCGGCGGUGAAGAAAGCCACCAACCUUUACGAGGCACGGAAAAAGAAGGCCGCGAAGGAACAGGAGUUGGCAAUCCGUGAGAAGGACGAGGCGGAUAAGCGUCGCCUCGUCCUAGAGGAGGCAAAGAAGGUCAUUAUCAAGGAAGACUCGUCUCUACCUAAGCCAGUCAGAAUUCGCCUUGACGUGACCGACCCGGCCAUUGUCAAACUAGGAAGCCCUGAGUCGGAGACCCCAGGUACUCGUGUUCGCGUUCUGGGCAGAGUUCAUCGCCUUCGUGCCCAGAAGGGUGUCGUUUUCCUCACUCUUGCAGACGGUUACGGCUAUCUCCAAUGCAUUUUGACGGGAGACAUGGUCAAGUCCUAUGAUAUUAUGACUCUUACCCUCGAAACCUCCAUGGCAAUCCAUGGUGAAAUGCGUUCUGUCCCACCCAAGCAGCAUGCCCCCAACAACCGUGAACUUCACGCAGAUUUCUUCACUAUCAUUGGUCGUGCCGCCGGUGACAAGGAGGCCAUUACCACGCGAGUUGCCCCGGAUGCGGACCCUCAGACCCUCUACGACAACCGUCACCUUGUCCUCCGUGGCGAGACUGCUUCCGCUGUCAUGAAGGUGCGCGCUGCAGCUCUUCGGGCCUUCCGCAAAACUUUCGAGGAGAACCGCAUGCUAGAAGUGACCCCCCCGGCCAUGGUACAGACUCAGGUCGAGGGUGGCAGCACCCUGUUCAAGUUUGACUACUACGGCGAGAAUGCCUACCUCACUCAGUCCUCCCAACUGUAUCUGGAAACCUGUCUCCCAUCUUUAGGAGAUGUUUUCUGUGUCUGUCCAUCUUUCCGUGCUGAGAAGUCCCUCACUCGUCGCCACUUGUCAGAGUAUACUCACAUCGAAGCUGAGCUUGACUUCAUCACUUUUACCGAUCUCCUGGAUCACUUAGAAGCUGUAAUCUGCCGUGUCAUUGACUUUAUCCUGGCUGAUCCUGAGGCUGCAGCCUACAUCAAACAACUCAACCCCGACUUCAGGCCCCCCAGCCGUCCCUUCCGUCGCAUGAAGUACUCCGACGCCAUUCAAUGGCUGAUCGAGCACGAAAUCCCCAACGAAGAAGGCGAGCCCCACAAAUUCGGUGAUGACAUCGCCGAGGCUGCCGAGCGCAAGAUGACCGACAUCAUCAACCAGCCCAUCUUCCUCACUCACUUCCCCUCUGAUAUCAAGGCUUUCUACAUGAAGAAAGAUCCCGAGGACCGCCGUGUCACCGAGAGUGUCGAUGUGCUCAUGCCCGGUGUCGGCGAGAUUGUCGGCGGCAGUAUGAGAAUGGACGACUGGGACGAGCUCAUGAACGCCUAUAAGCAUGAGGGCAUGGACCCCUCCCCCUACUACUGGUACACGGACCAGCGCAAGUAAGCUUCCUUCCAUAUAUUACUAUUUCGCUUAAAGGAUACUAACUCGUCACCCAAAGGUACGGUACCUCCCCUCACGGUGGAUAUGGUCUCGGCCUUGAGCGAUUCCUGGCUUGGCUGUGCGCCCGUUACACUGUCAGAGAUUGCAGCUUGUAUCCUCGAUUCACAGGCCGUUGCACACCUUAAGAUAUCUAUUACAUUAGAUGAGUUCCAUACAUAUGUGAAUGACUUAGUGCAGAUUCGGUACAUCUGGUUUCCUGUAGUUCGUUUUUUCUUUAGUAAGAGGCAACAUGUCGACACGAUAUACAUACAGCCCUAAUCGUAUUUCAACAGG